Macrosiphum euphorbiae (potato aphid) is the source of this 867-nucleotide messenger RNA. NCBI's taxonomy places the organism in Eukaryota, Metazoa, Arthropoda, Insecta, Hemiptera, Aphididae. The record is from the annotation of a GenBank genome assembly.
AUGGUCAAGUCGCAGUCGGCUAACGUUAUCGCUCGGUCGCUGAUAUCGCCGGUGGUAUCGAACGCGUCGCCGCCCGGCUAUAAGUCGUCGUUCCCACCGUGCAGGAUGCCCCGGGACCCCAUGUCCGUGCCCAAUUUUGGGGUGGCCCUGACCCCGGUCGAGGCCACCAAGCUCGUGUACCUGGAGGGCGAGGAGGCGCCGAGCCCGCGCGUCGAGUUCGAUCACGACUUUGGGUCCGUGCACAUGCGGUUCCACCCCAACGGGCUGCUGUCGUCCGGGUCGUCGACGCUCAACAAGACGCUCAACCGGCGCAGCUACCCGAUGACCAGUUCCGCGUCCGCCCGGUUUGGCAACCCGUACAGCACUCCCGAGGAACCGGGUGAGAUCACUUCCGGUUACGUCAGCAUCGAGACGGUGCACCAGUCACCCAACAGCGGCGACGGGCCCAUGUGCUUCUCCAACCCCAACUACAUGGCGGCCGACAUACAGAACGCCAUAUCCAAAGGUGAUUACGUCAAACUCAACAGUCCGCCGGACAGUCUGCUGGAGGACAGCGACAACGCGUUCGAAAUGCGCGACAUGAACCGUCCGGCGCCGCCCAAGACUUUGGCGCUAAACUCGUCGACGGCGUUCAACUCGAGUUCGGACGUCCGGUCGUCGACGAAAGCGGCGCGGGCCGCGAGCGCUGGACGCGCGUCGGCGAUGGGUCGCGGCGGCGGUGGUGGCGGUGCAGUCGUCGAGCAUCAUCAAGUCAAAGAGUACGCGGUGUACCUUUUGGGUGGCAUGGAACGCGACGGUUCCGUGACUGUGUUCAAAAAGCCUAUGGCCGUGUGGAAGCUCAGCAUGUUCUUCAGGAAUGUGCAGUGA